Messenger RNA from Cannabis sativa, 1658 nucleotides. RefSeq names its product zeatin O-xylosyltransferase. The record is from RefSeq and is a predicted model, not a curated record. NCBI's taxonomy places the organism in Eukaryota, Viridiplantae, Streptophyta, Magnoliopsida, Rosales, Cannabaceae. Bases 1 to 1512 code for a protein of 503 amino acids. The transcript has a single exon. Gene Ontology annotation, molecular function: UDP-glycosyltransferase activity.
AUGCGCUCUUCUGCGCUUAAGCUGAAAGAACAGAAAACAAAUAUUCCACAAGUUCCAUCCAUGGCGACUUCUGAAGAUCACAGCUCGAAACAACAUUCAUUAUCAUCAUCUUCACCUGUUGUUGUGGUAAUGGUUCCUUUCCCAGCUCAAAGCCACCUAAACCAGCUUCUCCAGCUCUCCCAUGUCGUUACUUCAUUAUACGACAUCCCAGUCCACUACGUUAGCUCAGCUCUUCACAAUUCCCAGGUCAAAUCUCGAGCUUCAACCCUUCUUCACCACUCACCCAAAAUCCAUUUUCAUGAUUUCCCAACUCCAUACUUUCUCUCUCCUAAGCCAACCAAGACUCCUGACAACUUCCCUUCACAUCUAAUCCCAGCCUUCGAAGCCUCUGUUCACCUUCGCCAGCCCUUUUCGGCUCUCCUCACUAAACUUUCAACUACAGCCAGAAGAGUUGUCGUUAUACACGACAACUUGAUGAGCUAUGUCGUUCAGGACACUGCUUCUCUAGCACCCAACUCGGAAGAAUAUGUUUUCCAUUGUAUCUCCUCCAUUUCAAGAUUCUCCUCUAUCCGAGACGCCAUGGGAAUAGGCUUUGAAGCUGAUCAAGAUAAUCAGCCCAAGGUUCCAUCAUUAAAAGGGUGUUUGGAUCCAAGAUUUAUAGCUUUCAAAGAUAAACAAAUGCCAUUUAUGAGGAGAAACAAAUCUGGGCAUCUUUACAACGCUUGCAGGUUUAUGGAAAGAGACUUUCUGGAAUUCAUUCUCGAGAAAGAGCGCGAAAAAGAUGAGAGUGUGAAGAUAUGGGCAAUUGGGCCUUUAGAGAGUGUAACAACAUUCAAGAAGAUCCCACUUAACUCCAUCAAUAACGUUUCAGAGAAAGUUUAUUGCUUAGAGUGGCUGGAGAAACAGAAGCCUAAAUCUGUUCUGUACAUCUCUUUUGGGACUACAACUUUUUUGGAGGACAAGCAGAUUGAAGAAAUAGCAAUUGGUUUGGAAAAAAGUAAAGUAAACUUCAUCUGGGUUUUGAGAGAUGCAGACCGAGGAGAUGUUUUUGAUGACCAGAAAGUUGGAGGACGUCAACUUCCAAAAGGGUUCGAGGAAAGCAUCAAAGGAAAGGGAUUGGUGGUGAGGGAAUGGGUGCCCCAAUUGGAGAUUUUGGGGCACCCAUCAACAGGUGGGUUCAUGAGUCAUUGUGGGUGGAACUCUUGCUUGGAGAGUAUGAGCCUGGGAGUGCCCUUACUAGCUUGGCCCAUGCACUCAGAUCAGCCUAUGAAUGCUGCUUUAGUCACGGAGUUUAUCAAAGUUGGUCUGAAGGUUCGGGAAUGGGAAAAGAGAGAUGAGUUAGUGAGCUCAUCUGUGAUUGAGAAUGUUGUGAAGAGAUUAAUGGCUUCAAAUGAAGGAGAUGAGAUUAGGAAAAAAGCUGAGGAAUUGGGUGGUGAGUUGAGGAAGGCUACUGCUGAAGGAGGAAUUUCUCGGAUUGAGUUGGAUUCAUUCAUUUCUCAUAUUACUAGAUAGUCUCAUAAGACUCUAACAGAAUAUAUAUAUAUAUAUAUACUAGCAAAAUGUUACGUGCGAGGCACGUAUACUAAAUUUUAUGCUAGUUUUUUUUAUGUUAUUUAAAAGUGAUACAAUUAAUAAUUGAAGAAAAAUAUUAUUAGUUA